AUGGCACCAAGAGAACUGGAGGAACUAAAGAUCCAGUUUCAGGAGUUGCUAGACAAGGAUUUUAUCCGUCCUAGUGUUUCUCCUUGGGGUGCUCCAAUGCUCUUUGUUAAGAAGAAAGAUGGAUCCUUGAGGCUCUGGCAUGUAAUCUCUAGCAAAGGGAUUUCAGUAGACCCCCAGAAGAUUGAAGCAGUUGACCGAUGGGAACAACCAAAGUCAAUGCAAGAGAUUCGUAGUUUUCUCGGAUUAGCUGGGUACUAUCGGAGAUUUGUGGAAGGAUUUUCUAGUAUUGCUGCACCUUUGACUCGGUUGACUAGAAAAGGAGUAAAGUUUACUUGGUCUGAGGCUUGUGAAGCAAGCUUCCAAGAGCUCAAGCAGAGAUUGGCGAGAUUAGGGGCAGUUUUGAUGCAGUAUGAUAGAGUAGUAGCUUAUGCUUCUCGUCAGUUGAAAGAUCAUGAGAAGAAUUAUCCCGUACAUGAUUUAGAAUUAGCAGCCAUCAUUUUUGCCCUUAAGAUUUGGAGACAUUAUCUCUACGGUAUUACCUUUGAGAUAUUCACUGAUCACAAGAGUCUGAAAUAUCUUUUCACGCAAAAAGAGUUAAACCUUCGACAGAGAAGGUGGAUGGAGUUUCUGAAAGACUAUGCCUGCACUAUCAACUACCACCCUAGAAAAGAUAAUGUAGUAGCAGAUGCAUUGAGCAGGAAGUCUAGAGGAGUAUUGGCAACUCACAGGGCGGCAGUUACAGAUCUAGUUAAACAGUUUUCAGACUUAGAUUUAGCUGAAGUAGGUUACCACUCUGUUAUUCAAAUGGCACCGUUAGAGGCACUCUAUGGCAGAACAUGUAGAUCUCCUAUCUUAUGGGAUGAUGUUGGCGAGAGUCAACUCUUGGGCCCUCAGAGUGUUCAGCAGGAUGCUGAGCUAGUACGAACCAUUAGACAGAGACUGUUGACUGCUCAGAGUCACCAAAAGAGUUAUGCAGAUAGAAGACGAAGAAUGUUAGAAUUCGCGGUAGAUGAUCACAAGUAUGUUCCAGAUCCAACACAUGUCUUGAAGGAUCUUAAAGUUCCCCUACAGUCUGAUGCGACAUACGAAGAAUUCCCUGUUCGUAUUCUGGAUCGCAAGGAACAUCUUUUGCAGAACAAAUGCAUCCACCUCGUAAAGGUUGGGUGGCAGCACCACUCUGAUCAUGAAGCAACUUGGGAACGUGAGGAUGAUAUGCGCACUCGAUAUCCUCAUUUAUUUACCUGA
Messenger RNA from Zingiber officinale, 1245 nucleotides. RefSeq lists its product as uncharacterized. Bases 1 to 1245 code for a protein of 414 amino acids. The record is from RefSeq and is a predicted model, not a curated record. NCBI's taxonomy places the organism in Eukaryota, Viridiplantae, Streptophyta, Magnoliopsida, Zingiberales, Zingiberaceae. The transcript is spliced from 5 exons.